ACCAUCAAAACAGAGCAGCGCUGCGCGAGGGGCGGAAGAGCUCCGCGCUAAUGUCACUGCGGUGUUAGCAUUAUUAGCGAUUUGUUAAUAUUCGAUAAUAGUUUGUCGGGUUAACUUAGUGCAUCAUUAGCCAGUUAGCUCGCACUGCGUUCGAGCCUCAUUUUACCUCAGGAGGUGUGGAAGGCUAACUAGCUAACAUCACCAGAGCUGACUAUGAUGCGGGUCAGUGAGUUUGAUUCCUCUGAUGAAGAGGAUGGAGGUGAUGAAGAGUCUUGCACUCCUCUACAGAUCUCCUGGUUGUCGCUGUCGGUGGUUGAAUGCGCACAGUUCCUCGGGAUUUGCCCUUUACCAGGAUGCAGAUAUAAGGACAUCAGGAGGAACCUGGAGAAAGACGUGGGUGAGCUGUGUGCGCAGGGUGUACAGGACGUGUUUGUGCUGUGUGAGAGGGCGGAGCUGGUGCGUUACAGAGUGCCGUGUUUGUUGGAGUGUUACGCUCGGAGUGGACUCAGCGUGCAUCACCUGCCCUUCCCUGACGGCGGCGCUCCUGAGCUGCACCACUGCACUCGCAUCCUGGACGAGCUGCAGCACUGCUUACAGACACAGCGCCGCACCGUCAUCCACUGUUACGGGGGUCUGGGCCGCUCAGGACUCAUUGCUGCAUGUUUGUUGCUGCAGCUCUCCGUCUCCAUGACUCCCACGAAAGCCAUCGAGAUCCUGAGAGAGCUGAGAGGAGGUGGAGCCAUUCAGACAGUCAAGCAAUACAACUUCCUGCACGAGUUUCGGGAAAAGUUCGCAGCUUAUCAGGAAACCAAAGAGUCCACAGCCUCAGAGAGAUCUAUCUCCAGAUAGCCCCGCCCCCAAACCCUCCAUCUUUAACCAUCAUUUAAUGAGGAUAUGAUGAGUCUGAUCUCGAGCUACACCAAUAUUAAACUUUCACAUUAUGGGAUUGAUUUUCUUUUUUCCUAAUGAAUGUGUGCUACAGAUGACGUGUCUGUUCCCCUGGAGUGGAACUCAGGGUGCCAAUACUUGUAAACUGUGCUGUAGUUGACUGUGUGCUGCUGAGUUGUGUGUGUGAAGUGGAGGGACUGAGACAGGGACACGACCCUCCACUUCCUGUUGCAUGCUGCCCCGUUCACACAGACAUGCUUUAUAAACGAGGAUCAUGAUGUUCAGUCUGCAGUGGGUUUGUACAGGAACGCUUUUGUCAUGUCUCAUUUCUGUUUUGAUUUUGGUGUUUAACAAUAUAAUAAAGGAGGCAUUUAUACUGAUGUGGGAUCAGUUCAGUAAAAAUGCUGAUCCAAUCUGA
Messenger RNA from Neoarius graeffei (lesser salmon catfish), 1306 nucleotides. It is a transcript of the gene cdkn3, whose product is annotated as cyclin dependent kinase inhibitor 3. Bases 214 to 849 code for a protein of 211 amino acids. The transcript is spliced from 8 exons. Lineage: Eukaryota; Metazoa; Chordata; Actinopteri; Siluriformes; Ariidae. Gene Ontology annotation, biological process: protein dephosphorylation. Gene Ontology annotation, cellular component: nucleus. The record is from RefSeq and is a predicted model, not a curated record. Gene Ontology annotation, molecular function: protein tyrosine phosphatase activity.